Molecule: messenger RNA, 7163 nt
Organism: Phyllostomus discolor (pale spear-nosed bat)
Lineage: Eukaryota; Metazoa; Chordata; Mammalia; Chiroptera; Phyllostomidae
Product: protocadherin beta-18-like
Exons: 1
Coding region: 2185-4572 (795 amino acids)
Biological process (GO): homophilic cell-cell adhesion
Cellular component (GO): plasma membrane
Molecular function (GO): calcium ion binding
Source: RefSeq, a predicted model, not a curated record
GUUUUUCUCUGUCUGAGUACAAGAGUUUGACCUGUUUCUAGCCUUCUUCAUCUAGUUUGCCUCUAAUCUAGUCUCAUCACUUACAACUAUGGCCCCUCUCUGGAGAUGGCAGUCUCUAAGAGCCAAAAUCACAAAUUCAGACAUACUGUUCUUAAUCUACAAGUUACACGCCUUCUAAAAUAGCUUCAAUCACCAUUUAUACCAGUAAAUUCUAAUUUUGUCUUUGCAACCCAAACCUAUUUUCUCAACUGCAUUUAUGUAAUGAAAUCUCAUCACAUAACUAUUUAUAUGGAUACUCUGUGGACACAUCAAACUCAACAUGUUUUAAGUUAAAGUUUUCCCUUCCUCAGAAUGAAAUCUUCUAUAGCUCCAUAUCCAUUUCUCUCCUCUCCUCUCCCUGUCUUUACUUUAUCAGUUAAUAGCACCAUCACUUACUCAGUUCCCUAAGCCUAAGAAAAAAGUACAUUUACUCUCACUCCUUCUUAUUCCAGUGCCUCUAUAUCUAAUCUAUCACCACAUCCAAUAUAUUGUACCUUGAUCAUUUUAAUUACUGCAUUUCUCACUGAGGCCAAUCUCAUCGCUUGCCUGCAUUUCCUGCAACAACGUCUGAUCAAUUUCCUGUCUCUAGUCUUACUCCUUUCCAAUUUAUUCUCAAUUCUGAAAUACGAUGAUCUUUUGAAAAAUAAAAACAUUUUCAUGCCAUUUUUCUCUUUAAAACCCUUUAAUACUCUUGCAUUUCCACUGAUGUCGAGUCCAAAUGCCUUGACAUGGCUCACAGAAUAUCUGCUUAUCUUUCCAGUCUCAACUCUCAAAAUUUAUCUCCUUUUGCUGUAGGGCUCAACUCUACCAAUGCUAUUUCAGUUCUUUCAAAACACUUCUUUCAUUUUGCAUAUCAUGUUUUUAGUUUUCCUGGAAAUGAACGUUAGUUUUACUUCACAUGGAAUUUUUGUUUAGAUUACUCAUACUUGUCUUUCUUGUAUCAAUUUAGAAUAUCCUUUUUCCAUAAAAGUCUUUCCUGGUACUUCCAAAUUCUGGUUGGAUAACCCUCAUCUUUGCUGUUAUAGUAGCAUAAACAUUUUCCAUCAUGGAAUUUGGUACGCUCCAUUUUAAAUGUGGGGUCACUUUUCUUCCUCCAUCCUUCAAGACAGAAACUAUGUUCACCACUCUAUUCUUAACACUUAUCCCCAUGCCUACCACAAAGUGUAUGCUCAGUAAAUAUUUGCUGAACAAAUUAUCGAAUGGAUGAAUAAAAUAUAUAGAAUUAUGCCUUUGGAAGACCUGGGUCUGCAAAAUGGAAGCCAGUUCCACAACUAAACUAGGGUCUAGUUUGGUCAACAUUUUUUAAUGUUCAGAAACUGAAUACAUCUUACUUCUCUCACUACUGUCGAAUAUUUACUUCCUACUGUUGCUAGAUAAGCCUCCUGUGGAACAUACCUGGAUAAAUGGUACCAUUUACCCAGCCAGAAAUGUCAGCCUCCCCCAAACAACAAUUUGCAUAUACCAAGUUCAUUUCCCGGUGCAUGACCUUAUUGUCUUAGAGUAUUUGCUGAUAGCCAGAGACAACUGAGACCUCCAGUGUCUAUGGGAACCUCUUGCUCACUAAGUCCAUUACAUAAAAGAGUCAUCUUAACUAUGUUUAGUUGUUUCAUAUAAUGUCCCCAUAAAUUAUUUGAAGACAAGAGAGCAUAACUCAUCUGAGUUUGGAGCUGUAUCUUAAAUAUGCUUUUUAUAUCCAGCAUAGUUUUGGUUUAUUGUGUUAAAGAAUGAAUAGCAGUAGCAUCACAUAUCACAAAGGAUGCAACUCAGAAAGAAAAUAUGAAUAUAGGAGAAAAUACAGUUUAAAUCCAUCAAUAAACACACAGGGUAAAUUAAUAUUUUGUCUCAACUUUACCAGAUUUGUUUAAAGUCUGAGGAUCUGCAGAGUCGCAUGGUGGCGCUGCAGGAUAAGACAGGGUAAUUUCUGUUACAGCAGAAGCCCUGACUUCUGUUGAUUCAGUGGAACUGAGAGAGCGGAAGAAGCAGGGAGGGGAAAGAGGCUUUCAAAAGCAAGCUAGGCAGCCAAAAACACCCUGGCGAUAGGAUUAUAAAUCUAUAGAGUACCAAAGGUUCGGGCUGAUAGAGAGGAGCAUCUCCCAGAGCUGUUUGAGGUUGAGUUUCUGCAGAAAGGCAUUCACCUAAGGAGCCAUGGAGCUGGGACGCCCUCAGCAUAUAAGGCAAGUGCUGCUUUUCUUUGUUUUCCUGGGAGGGUCUGCAGCGUGUUCAGAGACCUUGUGCUAUUCUGUGGCAGAGGAAAUGGAGACAGGCUCCUUUAUAGCCAACGUGGUGAAAGACCUCGGUGGUGAGGGUGUGGUGGAAGACCUUGCUGCGCGGGGAGCCAGAGUCAUCUUUGAUGAUUAUAAACCAUACUUAUGGCUGGACCAGCAGACUGGCAACUUGCUCUUAAAUGAGCAGUUGGACAGGGAGACGCUUUGUGACCUCACCGAGCCAUGUAUAUUGCAUUUCCAGGUGUUAUUUGAAAAUCCUUUGCAAUUUUUUCGGGCUGAGCUUUGGGUCAAAGACAUAAAUGAUCACACUCCCACGUUCCUAGAUAAAGAUAUACUUCUGAAAAUCUCAGAAGGUACUGCUCCAGGAACCUCAUUCCAAAUGGAGAGUGCUCAGGAUUUGGAUGUAGGAAAGAAUGCUGUCCAAAACUACACAUUAAGUCCGAAUCCUCAUUUCCACCUUAAAUUACAAGACAGUGAGGAGGGCAGAAAAUAUCCAGAGCUUGUGUUGGACCAAUCCCUGGAUCGAGAAAAGGAGCCUGAGCUUAGAUUAACGCUAACAGCCUGGGAUGGCGGGUCUCCGCCCAGAUCCGGAACUGCGGUGGUUCGUAUUUUGGUUUUAGAUAUCAAUGACAAUGCCCCGGAGUUUGAGAGGCCUGUCUAUGAGGUUCAGGUACCAGAAAACAGCCCUCUGGAUGCUUUAGUCAUCAAGGUGUCUGCCACAGAUUUAGAUGCAGGAAUAAAUGGAGAACUAUCUUAUUCAUUUUCCCACGUCUCCAGAGACAUACGGAAAACAUUUGACAUCCAUCCAAUUUCUGGCGAAGUCCAUUUAAAAGCGCUUCUGGAUUUUGAGUUAAUUCAGUCUUAUACAAUAAAUAUUCAGGCCGUAGACGGUGGGAGCCUCUCGGGAAAAUCAGCAAUUUUAGUUCGGGUUGUAGACGUAAAUGACAACCCACCGGAAAUAGUCAUAACAUCUCUUACCAGCCCCGUACCAGAAAAUGCGUCACCUGAAAUGGUGGUCGCUGUUUUUAGCUUACGAGACCAAGACUCUGGAGAUAACGGGAAGAUGGUUUGCUCAAUUGAAGACAAUCUUCCCUUUCUCUUGAAGCCCACUUUCAAGAAUUUCUACACCCUGGUAACAGAGCGGCCACUGGACCGAGAAACCAGUACCAAGUACAACAUCACAAUCACAGUCACAGACCUGGGGACUCCCAGACUGAAAACCCAGCACAACAUAACCGUGCUGGUCUCCGACGUCAACGACAACGCCCCCGCCUUCACCCAAACCUCCUACACCCUCUUCAUCCCAGAGAACAACAGCCCCGCCCUGCACAUAGGCAGCGUCAGCGCCACAGACAGAGACGCGGCCGCCAACGCCCAGGUCACCUACUCGCUGCUGCAGCCCCAGGACCCCAGCCUGCCCCUGGACUCGCUGGUGUCCAUCAACGCCGACAACGGCCACCUCUUCGCCCUGAGGGCGCUGGAUUUCGAGGCCCUGCAGGCAUUUGAGUUCCUGGUGGGCGCCACAGACCACGGGUCCCCAGCCCUGAGCAGCCAGGCGCUGGUGCGCGUGCAGGUGCUGGACGCCAAUGACAACGCGCCCUUCGUGCUGUACCCGCUGCAGAACGGCUCUGCGCCCUGCACCGAGCUGGUGCCCAGGGCGGCCGAGCCUGGCUACGUGGUGAGCAAGGUGGUGGCGGUGGACAGCGACUCGGGCCAGAACGCCUGGCUGUCUUACCAGCUGCUCAAGGCCACAGAGCCCGGGCUGUUCAGCGUGUGGGCGCACAAUGGCGAGGUGCGCACUGCGCGGCUGCUGAGCGAGCGCGACGCGGCCAAGCACAGGCUGCUGCUGCUGGUCAAGGACAAUGGCGAGCCUCCGCUGUCAGCCAGCGUCACGCUGCACGUGCUGCUGGUGGACGGCUUCUCGCAACCCUACCUGCCGCUGCCUGAAGUGGCGGCCGCCGCGGCCCAGACAGACCCGCUCACGGUCUACCUGGUCGUGGCGUUGGCGUCGGUGUCGUCGCUCUUCCUGUUCUCGGUGCUGGCGUUCAUCGCGGUGCGGCUGUGCAGGAGGAGCAGGUCUGGCCUGGUGGGUGGCUGCUCGGUGCCUGAGGCCCACUUUCCGGGCCACCUGGUGGACGUUACCGGUACUGGGACCCUGUCCCAGAGCUACCAGUAUGAGGUGUGUCUGACCGGAGGCUCUGGGACCAGUGAAUUUAAGUUCCUUAAACCCAUUAUUCCCAACCUCCCACCUCAAAAUCCUGAAAUGGAAGAAAGCCACGCCUUUCUGAAUGGCUUUGGGUUCAAUUAGGGAUUUCAUUAUUAUGCAAAACUUUGAGAAUGAGUGCUAUUUCUUUGUAAAUUUAUUCAUCGUAAUGUAAAAUUCUUUCUUUUGGGAAACUUCACUAGUAGCUCAGAAAUUUCAGUGUCUACAUCCUGCUAUUCUUUGUGUUAACUGUGAAAAAUCCGAGGGAGCUAAAUUUUGUUUAGUUUUUUUCCUCAAUUUAUUUAAAUACAGGGUGAAGCACAAGUAGGUUUACAGUUGUUUGUAUGGAAAAUAAUACAAUAAUUAAUAAAUAUUAAUAUGAGAAUAAACUGUGUUUGUGUACUCACAACUGCAAACCUACAUUUGCCCACCCUCUAGAGAGCAUUUUCCCUUCAAGCUUAAUUGCACACUCUGCUCAGUCGUCUUCUGUGAGUGUUCUGGGCUCUAGAUGUUCUCACUGAAACAGUUUUUAUACGUUUAGCAGUAUUGUUUUAAAGAAAAAUGCAUGAUCUGAAUAAAAACAUAAUUACUUUCUCAUCUCAUUAGGUUGGUUUUUAAUGUAUCUUUUAAAGAUUUUAAAAAGUAUAAUCUUUCCAUUCUCUUUUGUCAAGUAUCUCAGAUAAUCUUUUACCCAUUUAGGUAUUCUCUGCAGAAAUAUUUUGUGAACUGUGUGUAUUACUGGUAAGUGGUGCUGUGUUAAAAUAAAUUCUGAUCUUGUUUGGGUUAAGGGAUAUAUCCAGCCACGCUUCUUUACUGAGAGCUUCCCAGUAUGACCCAAGAGAGAGAAUUACUAUCAAGAUGUUUGUUCUAUUUUUCUUUACUUCUUCUGAUCACUUUUGAAUGGUCCAGUCAUAGAUUCCUGAUUAAAACAGAAGUAGUCACAUUCUCCAAGCCCAUAAAUGGGCAAUGGAGAUGUAGUUCAUCUAUUUUUUUCUUGAUUGCUUGUAAAUGGGAAAUAAAUGUGGGCCGAGGCAGCCAUGUUUAUUCCUUUUUGGACUGGCAGCACAGAAUCUCAUGCAGAGAGGGGGAAAGAAGGAAGGAAAGGAAAGAUAAAGGUGGGAAGGAAUAAGGGGAUGAAGGAAGCAGAACAAUAGAGACUGAGAUGCCUACUUGGUUCUAGACCUAUCAGCUUCUGCCAGUGUCUCCUGAGUCCCCAAUGUGUAAUUGUCCUUGACUUCUACAAUAAGACUCCAGUUUCCUAAUAAUAAAACUUUUAUUUACCCCAUAUUGGUGGGGGGGAGGUAAUACUGGAACAAAACCAAACAAGAAAGAUACAUGCAGUCUUGAGUACUCAGUUAGAUCACAUACCAGCAAACCCAAGUCUCUUGUCACAUGCUUGUAUUAUUAACCGAUGGAAAAAAAAAACAUACAAGCUUAGAGAUAGCUAAUUUGUAUUAGAGAAUUUUGUUACAAAAUUUAAUUUCAUAAAUAAUUUAUGAGGUCUUCCAACAGAAAAUAUGCUACAAAAAAUUAACAGGUUUCCUUCUAUUAUUUUAUGUGCUCCAGGACCAGUUUUCAAAGGUAACACUAACACUGUUAUUGUUUAGGGGUCUACACCCAUACCAUCUUUAGUAUCUAUUUCUUUUAAAAAGUAUUUACUGUGAACAGAAUUAUUUUAUUAUUUAAUGCAAAAUCUUCAUAGUAUCUACAAUGUAUAGAUUACUAUAAAGGUUGAAUCAUGAUUUCAUUAAGAGUAAUAAGUAUUUGAUUGGCACAUACUCCAUUAUUAAAAAGCCUCAUGAAAAAAUUUUAAGCUUCCUGCUGAGCCUGCAGGCUUGAAAAUUUUCUCCUUAGUAAAGAAAAAUAAGGAGGAAUUUUUUAUGGGAAGUGACAGAUGAAAAUAAAAAACUAAUUUUGAUCCAUCUGUUCACUGAUGUAGAUACCAGCUUCUAUUGAUUAAUGUUUUUAAUGCAUGAACAUUAAGGGCACAUUUUAUUGCAUAUUAAUUUCAUAAUAAGUGUUUGGAUCCAUGACCAAGGUCUAUAAAGACAAUUAUCAAGUAUAACUAUAACCAGCAUGUUCUUAUAUUUUGGAGGUUUACUUAACUAAAUGUCUUUUACUACAUAGAGGAAAACAUUCUAAAAUAGAAUGUCAAUUUGAAUAAUUUGUACCUUAAUAGAAUGAAACCCAUACUUAACACAAUGUUUACACUCGGCCUAACCUGUUUUCCCAAUUAGCCAGGAAACUGCAGUGCCAAAAUAUGUGAUAAUGUCUAUUGUUUAAACAAUAUUAAAGUCUUGUCUGGAGUCUGAUGUAAUUGGUCCUUGCCCACAAGAUAUUUUUUCCAUCCUUAGGAGUAAAAGGACUUCAGUUCCGUGCUAGAGUGACAGGGUCUUGUGCUAUCUACAGAAGCAAUGUGAGUUGCUUGCUAAACAUAAAUUGUGAUCUGUGGUACUUGGGAACAAGUUUAACGUGCUCUUUCAGGUGAACCUAACUUAUUUUCUUCUGCACUUUAAUUUUUACAGUAACUUCAGCCCUUUCUCUUAUGGCCUUGACUUUCCUACUUUUCAAGAUCUCGGUGACUUUUGGUAAUAGAUGUAGACGCUCUCCACAGAUUGUUUUAGGUAAUGUAGCAGUCAAUACAACAACACUUACAGAGAUACGGAGACAGCCUCCUUAGACAAUAUUUACAAAUA